Closterium sp. NIES-65 is the source of this 2043-nucleotide messenger RNA. The record is from the annotation of a GenBank genome assembly. NCBI's taxonomy places the organism in Eukaryota, Viridiplantae, Streptophyta, Zygnematophyceae, Desmidiales, Closteriaceae.
AUGGCAAGGGGGACAGGGGCGCUGGAGGAGCUAGCGGGGGCGGUGGAAGCGGCGGUGGAGGCGGGGGAGGGAGUGGGGGUGGCGGUGGGGGUGGUGGCGGGGGUGGAGGUGUCGCUGGCGGCAGUGGAGGCGGAGGCGGAGGUGGUGGCGGAGGUGGCGGCGGUGGAGGAGGUGGUGGCGGAGGAGGUGGAGCUGGUCUGGGUGGCGCUGCGCAAAGAACCGGCUCCGGUGGUGGUCUGCGCUAGCAGUAGCAGCAACAGCGCACUCCUGACAUCCCCUCCCCUUAGCAGCUCCGUGAGUGGUACGCUGCACGUCAACGGGUGUUUUCUGCCUGACCCGGGCAUUGAGACUGCUGCUCUAGGUACUGGUGAGGCUGCUGCUCUAGGUGCUAGCAAGGCUGCUGCUCUAGGUGCUCGUGCGUUUGCUCCCUCAGCUGCUGGUGAGUCUGCUCUCUCAGGUACUGCCCCUACCUGCGUCCCUUGUGUCAAGGGGCGGCAGCGGGCUGCCCCUCACUUCUCCCAGUUUCCUCCGACAGAGGCCCCGCUGCAGACGCUUCACAUGGACGUGUGGGGCCCAGCCCGUGUCCGUGGACAGGGUCACGAGCGCUACUUCCUGCUGGUGGUUGACGACUACUCGCGUUACACCACAGUCUUCCCCUUGCGCAGCAAGGGUGAUGUCAUUGCGGUGUUGAUUGAGUGGAUCCGCGCAGCUCAUCUCCAACUCAGGCAGAGCUUCGGCUUGGAAUUUCCUGUUUUGCGUUUGCACUCUCACAGAGGCGGAGAGUUCUCCUCUGGCCUUCAGCGAGCCUACUAUCGUGCACGAGGCAUCCGCCAGACCUUCACACUUCCAGACUCUCCUCAAAAAAAUGGGAUUGCUGAGUGCCGCAUUGGCAUAGUCAUGGAUGUCGCUCGUACGUCCAUGAUACAUGCGGCUGCCCCCCAUUUUCUGAGGACGUUAGUGGUUCGGUACGCAGCGCAUCAGAUGAACCUUCACCCCAGGGUCUCCAUGCCGGAGACCUUCCCAUCUUUGCUGUGGACGGGGAAGGUUGGCGAUGCGUCUGCGUUCCGUGUCUGGGAAUCUCGGGCGUUUGAUCGCGACUUGUCUGCGGACAAGCUGUCCCAUCGUGCUGCUCCUUGCGUCUUCCUUGGCUUCCCCCCUGAAGCGCCAGGGUGGCAGUUCUACCACCCCACCUCGCGCCGUGUUCUGUCCUCCGAGGACAACAGGUUUGACGAGUCAGUCCCCUACUACCGCCUCUUCCCCUACCGCACUCCGUCCCUCCCCCCGCCACCUCUUUUCCUUGUACCAGGUCCCCCCCUGGUAGACCCCCUCCCCCCUCAGGGUACUGCCCCUUCAGGUGUGUCCCGGGUAGACGCAGUCAAGCCCGUCAAGGUUACUGGUCACUCUUGUGCUGCUAAGGGUGCUGAGCUUGGGGUUGCUAACUCUGGGGGUGCUGAGCGUGUGGGUGCUGCGCCUGGGGGUGCUGAGCCUGCGGGUGCUAAUACUGGGGGUGUUGAGCCUGGGGGUGUUGCGACUGGGGGUGCUGAGCUUGCGGGUGUUGAGCCUGGGGGUGCUACGCCCGGGGGUUCUGAGCCUGGGGGUGCUACGCCUGGAGGUGCUGAGCCUGGAGGAGCGGAGCCUGAGGGAGUUGGGCCUACUCGUGUGGCGUCUGGCAGUGCUGGGCCUGGAGGUUCUCCGGGUGCUUCAUCUCGACGGGAGCCCCUCUCUCAACAGGGGCUGCGUGAAUGGUUUGCCCGGCGCUGGAGGCGUGCUGCUGGAGCUGGAGGUUCUCCGACUGCUGAGGGUGCUGGUGCCGCGGGACCCGGAGGUGCUCGUGCGGGGUGUACUGGAGCUGCUGGGCUUGCGGGUGCGACUGGAGCUGGAGCUGCAGAGGUUGUUGGCGCUGAGGCUACUGCUGUCGAUCCUGGAGGCGGUCUAGCUGGGGGUACUACUGGUGCUGCUGGAGGUACUGGAGCUGGAGGUGCUCCUGGCGCUGGUGCUGCCGCUGGGGGUGCUGGUGUUGUCCCUGCUCCUUCUCCUCCUUAG